This is a messenger RNA of Octodon degus (degu), 2776 nucleotides long. It is a transcript of the gene Iqub, whose product is annotated as IQ motif and ubiquitin domain containing. Lineage: Eukaryota; Metazoa; Chordata; Mammalia; Rodentia; Octodontidae. The transcript has 12 exons. Gene Ontology annotation, cellular component: motile cilium; acrosomal vesicle. Gene Ontology annotation, biological process: cilium assembly. The record is from RefSeq and is a predicted model, not a curated record. The coding region runs from base 67 to 2349 and encodes 760 amino acids.
CUUAGACCCAACUUAAAGGGUGAUUGGUAGUGAGCUGUUUCCCAAUAAAAAGUUGUCGGAAAAUGAAUGAGGAAAAUGUCUGACCAAGAGGAACCAUUGGAUAUUCGAGAUAUAGUUGACUCAACAGAAGAAAGUGAUGAUGCGAUUGAUAUUGUCAAUAUCCCACUUCCGUUAGAGAUACUGGAAGAGUCAGAACCAACUGAAGAAAAUGGGUCUGAAGCAGAACAGUUGAGUAGGAGUCAAGAAACAUCUGAAGAGCAUGAUUACCAGAGUGCUACAAGUCUGGAGUCCAGUGAAGAACAACUUGUGGAAAAGGCUGUGUCCCCACGACAAGCUUCCGGUUCUCUGAGCCAUGAGAAAGAGCAGCCUGCCAUGGAGUCAGACAAGGAGAACCUAAGCGAUGAAAAUCUGACUUUCCUGGAUAAAAUAAGAGCUAUAAAGCAGAAUUUGCAAAUACCAGUUGAAGAUUCUUCAACAACAGGUAAAAUUCUCAAAAAUAAUGAGACUCUCAUACAACAUGGAAUUAAGCCACAGGAAAGUGUACAACUGGAAAUCUCUUCUCUAAAUCCAGAUCUGUAUCCAAUAAAAAGAAUAGUUAAAUUGAGUAACAUCUCUCGACUCAUAACUGUCUUUGUACAAACUGGCACUGAUCAGUUCCAGGAGGUACCUGUUGAAAUUGUGAAAUCGGACUUUCACAAACCAUUCCUUGGUGGAUUUAGACAUACAAUAACAGGAAUAGAAUAUCACAAUGCUGGAACACAAACUGUACCUAAAAAGAUUCCUGAAAAGUUUAAUUUAUUUUGUAGAGACACACAGACAGUCUUUCAGAGAAAAAAGAUCCAGCAAACUAGAAAUGCAACAUCCACACAAAUGACGAAAAUUGGUGUGUAUGUGUCAAACAUGACUGACAAACUUGUAGUACCAGGAAAAUACUUUUCAGCAGCCGAAUACCAUGCUGAAAGAUUAAAGGCGGUGAUAGUAAUACAAACUUACUACAGGCGAUGGCAUGCUAAAGUCUUCACAGAGGGUUUAAGAAGACAGAAAAAGUUGAGGCUGGAGUGGGAAGCCGAGGAAGAACUAAGGAAGGCAAAAGAAAAAGAAGAAUGGAAGCAACUGGACUACUACCGAAGGCAUAAUCCGAAAACAAGUGAAGACUUUGAACUUCUUUAUAAUGCACUGGAAAUCUGGCGGCAAGAACAACUUACAUACAUUAACCAGUAUUUUACUGGAGCUGAAAGGAAAGCUGCUUUAUGUGAACUUCUGGAAAAAGAGACCCAGAUAAUUGCUUCCAUUGAGAGACAGAGACACAUUGCUCGUGUGGCAAGGCAGGAAAAAGCGAUACAAGUUUUUAUGGAUAAGUGUUCAAGUCCAAAGAUGUGGAGAAGACCUGAUGGUAAAAUAAUUGAGAUGGAUACACAGUUCACAAUCAGAGCCAGAGAGUUGCAAAACAUCUACAAAUGCAUCAAACUGCAAAAUAUCUCUCAAGAUGAGCGAUUGGACAUACUCUUAACACUUAAGCACACUGUGAAGGUAAGAAUUUCACUGGAGAAUGCUCUUCGGAUAACUCCUGAGAGGCAGUACAAUAAGCAGAAUGAAAAAUUCAGUUACACAGGAGUAUCAGCAAUGACUUUAGCCAAUCCCACGGAAACUGGAGCGGGGCAGGGACCCCAUGAGGGUUGUCCUGAUUUGAGGCAAGGGGUGGAGAAGGCUCUCACAUGGAGCUUUUAUUGGGUCCCUCAAGACCCACUGAAGUUUUAUAAGAAGAUUUACUUCUGCCGCAGUUGCCAGCUGUACCUGCCUUCGACCGAGUUUGCUGCUUCUUCUACCUCACAGCACAUAUUCAAGUGUCGUCAGUGCAUCCACCUUGAGAACGAGGCGCAGCGCCGGGAAUCCUUUUUGAAAUAUAAAUGUUUACUCCAACGGCUCUACUCUUCAGAGGCCAAUUAUGAUGAUGGCGCCCAGGUUGCCUUCCUGAUGCAGCUCCAAGAUAUUCAAUACCUGAUAGAGAAUAUCUGGGCUCCCCAGUCUGUGCUCAGUGCCUGGGAUGAUCUCAAUGACCUGGUCAUGGUCAGGUGGGAUAAGUCCCUGCAGUGGUCUCCCUGGAACUGCAUUCUCCUCACCAAAGAUGAAGCCGCUGCUCAUCUCAAGCUGGAAAGCAUUGAACAGGGAUAUGGACGUGUCUUUAUUCACAAAAUCAAGCACAAACAUAUUCUGGCUAAGAACUACUUCCGUCAGAUUCCAGUGCUGGCAUCAUUUAUACUUGACGAUGGUGAAAUAGAAGAGAUUAGAAGUAAAUAUCACGUAGACACUACACCAAAAAUUAUACAAGCCCAGACGCCUUGUCCUUAGAGGGCCUGGAAACAUUUGUUUGAUGAGAAAAUUGCCUACUGCUCAUAGAGUAAUACAGAGGUCACAUCAUAUGAAAGUGAAAGUUUUCUACUUUUUAUAGUACUAUAAGUUAUAUGAAAACAUCGCUAUAUGGAUAUUUGAUUGUUAAGCAGUUACUGUUAAACUGCCCUGCAAUAUUGUUACUAAAAUUAAUGGUUAAAAGUAAAGAGACCAUUUUGUUUUUAUGAAUUUUCCACAUUAAGGUUUUAAUCAAUUAAAUCUUUAUAGUUAAAACAGAGUAACCAAAGAAACCUAGGCCCAACUUUCAAUGCAAUUAAUCUAUUUAAAAUAAAGUAUCACUAUAGGAGCAUAGUAUAUGAAUGAGAUAAAUAUAUAGAAUUCUCUCCUUAAAAUCUUUCUAAGUAGGUUAAAAGAACUUUAUUCUCAU